AUGGUCAUCGGCUCUCCUCUGGAUUUCCAAGAGCGUGCCGUCAAUACCUGCACGAUUCAGAGUAUACAGUCUGUGGUCACCAAGCUGAACCCUUCUGUUGCUACUCCUUACUGCCAAUCUCUUCUCAAGGUCUCUACAAAGACUGUGAACAAAACCAUUAAGCCUUCGUCGCCGUCGAAACAUGUAGUGACUGCGACUGUGUCCAAGACAGUCACCUCGACCAAGAAUGUCACUAAGAACGUCACGGCAACAACAACUAGCUCAUUCAAUGCAUCGGAUACUAGAAUCAAGAAGAGUACAAGCACGUCUAGCAAGAAGAGCAGUAGCUCCGCCAGACCCAGCAGCAGCAUCAGCAGCAGCAAGAGUGCCAGCAGCUCUUCAAGUACAAAAAGUUCGACUUCGUCCCUGCCCAAAUCUUCUUCAUCGGCACUGUCGACCUCAUCGAAAUCAUCGUCUAGCCGUGCUCCGACAUCUUCGACGGGCAGCACUAGAUCAUCGUCAAGUUUGUCAAGUUUGCCAAGUUCUUCAAGCAUUGCUCGUCUGAGCUCGACAUCGUCUCCUAGCAGCACCGCUCGUCUCAGCUCGACACCAUCUCCAAGCAGCAGCCGAAGCUCAAGUUCUACUUCGGUGUCUUCAAGCAGCACACGCUCUUCUUCAACUCUGUCUUCUUCGUCCAUCGAAUCGGCUUCAUCCUCUGCGUCUGCUUCAGCGCCUUCGUCUACGAGCAUCACCACGAGCCCUUCGAGCGUUCGACCUUCUACAAGCACAAGUCCCUCGUCCGAAGGAAGCAUGCGGGUCAAUGGAAUUAUGGCUCCAGUCUCAGGAUCCUCUUCUACAUCGGACUCUGCUUUAGUCUCAACCUCAACAACCGCAUCAUCUUCGUCUUCAUCGUCAGCCGAGACUUCGUCGCUUAUCUCCAGUGGUAGCAGCACUUUUUCGAACCGCUUUUCCAAUGCUACAAUUUCCAGCACUUUGUUCUCUAAUGGAACAUCGACCAACGCCGGGAGCACUGUAUCAUCCACAGGAUUUGUCGAUCUUUCCCCCACUUCCGCAGGAAGCUCUGCUUCUGCAAGCUCAGGAAUCACCAAACGCGGUGUCGAAGAGCGAGCGGUGAGCUCAAGCAGAAAGACAACAAGUACCAAGAAGCCGUCAAGCACAAGUUUCAAGAAAGUCACAAGCACACCGAAGGCCAGCACAAGUUUGAAGAAGACGACAAGCACAAACAAGCCGGUCACGAUUAGCUCCAAGAAGAUGACGAGCAGUGUCAAGAAGAUCAGCACUUCUAUCAAAGCUGUCGUCACGUCACAGAAGGUCAGCACAAGCUCGGUCAAGACAUCGAGUGUUCCCAUCAACAAGGGUCAGCCUGUACUUUUCAACGGCCUCAACAAUGCGCAGCAGUCCAGCAUUUGCAGCUGCUUGAACGUACCUACGCCCACGGUCACAAGGAGUGUUUUGGUUGAUAGCUUCACUACGAUUACCUCAACCGUUACCGCCGUUCAAACCAUUGUCAGCUCUAGCACGACAACAGCUUACCACACUACUACUGCGACACCCGAUCUCUUCUACAUGCAAGUCUCGAGCAAGAGCAACGCAGCGAUCAACGGGCAAUGGGCAGUGCUCCCAGGAGGCAACGAACUCCUGGGCUUCACAGCAGGAAAAGCUGCAGCCAGCGAAUUCUUCUUCACCGCACCCGGGCUGCUUGUGGAAUAUCGAUCGAGCUUCAUUGCCAAUGUCGAGGACGGCAACUUUGUCACGUCCUUCUGGAUGAACUCUGUGGAGCGCAUGUACAAUGUUUCUGCGGUGCCGCUGCCUUGCAGUAAUCAAGGUGGACAACUCUUGUGCAAGAGUGGUAAUCUUGAGCAGCUGUAUUGGUGCAAUGUUUGGGGGACUACGUCUUUGGUCAUUGGGCCUGCGACUUAUAAUAAUGGGCUAUGCAAGCCAGUGUCGCUUGACAUAGUACCGGCAUAG
Aureobasidium subglaciale EXF-2481 is the source of this 1968-nucleotide messenger RNA. RefSeq lists its product as uncharacterized. The record is from RefSeq and is a predicted model, not a curated record. The coding region runs from base 1 to 1968 and encodes 655 amino acids. Lineage: Eukaryota; Fungi; Ascomycota; Dothideomycetes; Dothideales; Saccotheciaceae. The transcript is spliced from 3 exons.